AUGCCGACACAUUUCCUCCAUUUCCGCAUACCUGAUUUCGUUUUCUGCAAUAAUCUAGGUGAAGAAACGGCCCUUCAGCCUUAUGUAGACAAGGAGAAAGUAAUCUUCACGUGUCCUGCCAACACCUCUCAAUGCGAUGUCUGCCUCAAAGAUGCCUUCCGAAGGCCUCAGGAAGAGAUUCGCAGAGAAAUCUGUCAAUGUCCCUCACAGUUCCAAGGCAGCAGUUGUGAGGAGUGCGCCGUCGGCUAUAGACGCGAGCCCGUAGGUGGUCCCAAGACAAGCAUGUGUGUUCCAUGCACCUGCAACAAUCGCGCAAAAACGUGUCACCCCGAAACUGGUGAAUGCGACUGUCAGUUCAACACAGGUGGCCUGUUCUGUGAUCGUUGCAAAGACGGCUUCUACGGUGAUCCCAAGGCGGAGCCAGGAACUCCAGAGGCCUGCCAACCUUGUCCCUGCCCGAGUGGUGCGAAAUGUGUGCAGACCAAGUUGCCCCUGGACAAGACCACAUCUGUCGUCUGCAUCGAUUGUCCGGAUAAUAGGACAGGCAUUCGAUGCGAGCGAUGUGGAGAAAACUUCUAUGGAAAUCCAGUCGCAGGCAUUCCUUGUCGUCCAUGUGAGUGUUCGGGCAACACUGACCUCCGCGCCGUGGGCAAUUGCGAUCAUGUUACCGGAGAAUGCAAAAAGUGCCUGUUUGGCACAAGCGGACCGCACUGUGAACGAUGCCUGGCAGGCUACCGUCGGAACAUCAAGGCCACCAACCUGACCGAUCCGGAAUUCUCUGUCACACCCGGAGAGACCGCCUACGCGAGGGGUUGCCAACCCUGCCACUGCGACCCUCGGGGUACUCUGGCGGUUUCUGGUACCGAGCUGAUAGGCGCCUGCGACCAGGAGACAGGACAGUGCACAUGCAAGUCCGGGGUUACUGGUCUGCGCUGCGACAGAUGCCGGCCCGGAUUCUUCGGUUUUGAGUCCGGCAGGGUAAUCCUGAUAAAUUUAUGCCUAUGA
Messenger RNA from Dibothriocephalus latus, 1005 nucleotides. Lineage: Eukaryota; Metazoa; Platyhelminthes; Cestoda; Diphyllobothriidea; Diphyllobothriidae. The record is from the annotation of a GenBank genome assembly.